AUGAAAUUCAUUUAUUUUAUCGCAUUUGUAUUAUUAGUUAUAGCAUUUAAUAGUGUGGCACCUACCCAUGCAAAAUCUAAUCACAAAUUUGUUGAUUAUUAUAAAUCUGUAAAGGCAUUGCAAGCAGAUUCUUCAGAGGCUCCUCCACAAGGAAGUGGAGAACAAGGUGCUGGAAGUGGAGAAAAAGGUGCAAAUAGUGAGGAACAACCAGCUGCUGGUAGUCAGGGAUCUCAAGCUCCAGCCGGCAGCCAAGAUGCACCAGCAUCUUCAACCACUGGCAGCCAAGAACCAGCAUCUUCAACCACUGGUAGUCAAGAACCAGCAUCAUCAACUACUGGUAGUCAAGAACCAGCAUCUUCGACCACUGGUAGUCAAGAACCAGCAUCUUCGACCACUGGUAGUCAAGAACCAUCAUCAACUACAACUGGAUCAAGUCAAGAACCAGCAUCUUCGACCACUGGUAGCCAAGAACCAGCAUCAUCAACUACUGGAGGUAGUCAAGACCCAUCAUCUACAACAACUGGAGAACCAGCCACCACAAGUGAACCAGCCUCUACAAGUGGGGCUGAUCCAACUACCACCACUGGAUCAGACCCAUCUUCCACCUCGACUGGAACUGAUCAAUCUACCACUACUGGAGCCGACCCAUCUACCACCUCAACAGGAUCUGACCCAUCAUCAUCUACCACUGGAUCUGAACCAUCUUCUACCACAACCUCAACUGGAUCUGAACCAUCCUCUACCACUUCUACAGGAACUGAACCAUCAUCCACAACCACAACUUCCAGCAGCACUGGAUCCGAACCAUCAACUACUACUGGAACUACAGCAGCUCCAGGAAGUUCAAAUGAUUCAAGUCAAGAAGUACCAACCUCAACUACCACUGCAGCUCCAACAACUACCGCUGCUGCUACUACUGCCACAACCACUAAACAAUCAACCACUGGAAACAAUCAAUUAAGUUCUAGCCAUGUUACUGGUGCUCCAACCACCUCUACUGACACUAACCACGACCAAUCAUCAGGUUUCGAAUCAAUCAAAGCAUUCACAUCUUCGACUCUUAUUAUUUUAACGAUUUCAAUCUUUUACAUUUGUUGA
Cavenderia fasciculata is the source of this 1098-nucleotide messenger RNA. Its product is annotated as flocculin. Bases 1 to 1098 code for a protein of 365 amino acids. The transcript is spliced from 2 exons. Lineage: Eukaryota; Evosea; Eumycetozoa; Acytosteliales; Cavenderiaceae. The record is from RefSeq and is a predicted model, not a curated record.